Molecule: messenger RNA, 1739 nt
Organism: Pristis pectinata (smalltooth sawfish)
Lineage: Eukaryota; Metazoa; Chordata; Chondrichthyes; Rhinopristiformes; Pristidae
Product: ADP-ribose pyrophosphatase, mitochondrial-like
Exons: 8
Coding region: 328-1320 (330 amino acids)
Molecular function (GO): ADP-ribose diphosphatase activity
Source: RefSeq, a predicted model, not a curated record
GGUUGCGUGUGGAGAGCGAGUGGGCGGGGCGCUGGGGCGGGAGUUGUGAGGGGUCUCUGUGUGAGCAGCGGUGUGGGGUUCAUGGUGUCAGUGUGAAGCAGGACGCUGGGCGGAGCAGAGAUUUGGAGAUGAAGACUAUAAAUGUGAGCAAGAGGUGAAUGGGAAUAUUGUUCUGUGAUGGAGAAUGUGUGGUGAAGGUGAGUGUAACCAUUGCAUGAGGGAAAUGGUGAAAUUGUGGGCUGUUGACAUGAUGAGUGUGUAUUGUGAUUGUGGUGUGUGAGCAAAGAUAGUGAUUGACACGUGUAAACAAAUACCGAGGAUCGGACAAUGUGGCUGCGUAUGUUCUAUUCUGCCAUCAUAUGCUCCAUGUGGAUAAAUCACAGUUCCUGCCUCCUCCAGUCCAUUUGGUGCCUGCCUGAAUUUUACCCAGUGUGUCCUGCCACGCUUCGCCAUACAGAGACACCAAUGAUUCACGUCAAGGCACGAAGCUCACCAUACCCAGGGUCGCAGGUCAAGCGGUUCCCUGUCCACGAUGAUAACGUCAGCUGGAGCAGAGAGUGGGCAGAAUAUGAUCCAGUGGACUACACGGCAGAGUGUGUCAAGGCUGGGCCUGAAUGGGCCGACCCUGAUUUUAGGGAGAGUGACCAACUGAAACAUGCUCCACGCUUCAAUGAAUUGGAUGGGCGAAUUGAUCGAAGGAGCUACCUGGGAGUGUAUGAGCUGGAUAAGGACAACCUUCCCCGGAAUCCAAUGGGAAGAACAGGAAUGAUUUCUCGAGGCUUGCUGGGAAAGUGGGGUCCAAACCAUGCUGCUGAUCCUAUUGUUACACGGUGGAAGAGAGAAGGAGGUGAAAAGGUGAUCCACAAGCUUUCUGGCAAACCCAUCCUACAGUUCAUUUCAAUAAAGAGGAAGGAUUGCGGGCAAUGGGCGAUUCCAGGGGGCAUGGUGGAUGCCGGCGAGCACCCGUCCACCACCCUGAAGCGUGAGUUUGGGGAAGAGGCGCUCAAUUCUCUGAGGAUCCCUCGCUGUGAGAAGGAUCGCAUAAGGAAACAGUUCCAAGCCAUUUUCAGCAAAGAGAACGCCGUGAAGAUAUACGCAGGAUAUGUGGAUGAUCCUCGAAAUACUGACAGUGCCUGGAUAGAGACAGUGGCUGUGAAUUUCCAUGAUGAUACUGGGAACAGUGUGGGAGACCUGAAUCUACAUGCAGGUGAUGAUGCUGAGGAUGUUCAGUGGUGUGACAUUGACAAGAACCUGCAGCUCUACGCCAGCCAUCUUCAGUUCCUGAAGAGUGUCACUGAGUUGUGGGGUGGCCAUUGGUAGUGGCAGACGAUGAACGAAGUAAUCCAAGGAGGAUCAAUGGCACAAAUCCAACAGAAACUGAAAUGCAGAGGCAGAGCAGUGGCUGCUGUCUCCCUUUUACCCUCUCCCUCCCUUACCCGUUCUCCUCUUCCCCCCACCAUGAAUUUCUCCCCUUGGCCUUCUCCAGCACCUUUCCCUGCCCACUGCUGCCUUCACUGAUCUCUGCACUCCCUCUCUCAUCUUCCUCCUGGCCACUUUACCCUCCUACCUCCUCCCCUCCUUAACCCAUCUCCCUCCAUGCCUGCCUGCUCUCUGUUCCUUUUACCUUUCUGUUUUUACAUUCAAGAUUAAUGACGUUUAAGAGAAAAUGUGAGAAAGAUUUGAAAGUGCCUGCUCUUCACUGUUGGGAAAAAUAGAUGAAGUAAUUCUUUGACUGCCAA